Messenger RNA from Cryptomeria japonica (Japanese cedar), 2711 nucleotides. RefSeq names its product probable 1-deoxy-D-xylulose-5-phosphate synthase, chloroplastic. The record is from RefSeq and is a predicted model, not a curated record. The coding region runs from base 164 to 2323 and encodes 719 amino acids. Gene Ontology annotation, cellular component: chloroplast. NCBI's taxonomy places the organism in Eukaryota, Viridiplantae, Streptophyta, Pinopsida, Cupressales, Cupressaceae. Gene Ontology annotation, molecular function: 1-deoxy-D-xylulose-5-phosphate synthase activity. Gene Ontology annotation, biological process: terpenoid biosynthetic process; chlorophyll biosynthetic process. The transcript is spliced from 10 exons.
UAAAUUUUAAAACGUAUGCCACUCAUGCACUUGAAAUUGGAUUUCAUCAGAUAAGAAGAUAACGAGAAAAACAGAGCACUUUAGAAGCUGUGCACAGUUUGUACUUAGCAUUUCUUCGAAUCAAACUUUGCUCAAGUCUUCUACUUUCUAAUCGCGAGCUUCAAUGGCGAUGGCUAUGGCGGCAACUGCGCCCACUAUGAUUCAAUCGAAUGCAUGCAAUUAUCCCCCCACAUCUCUGCUUUUCUCAGUGUCUUCUAGCAGGCGUUUUGCCCAAGUCAAGCCGGCAAAGCUCGAUUUUGAGCAGUCUCGGCGACGGGUCGGUCAAACUUAUGCCACUCUUCUAUCUGAGAAUGGAGAAUACUAUUCGGAGAAGCCGCCAACUCCUCUGCUGGACACAAUCAAUUAUCCAAUUCAUAUGAAGAAUCUUUCAAGACGAGAGCUCAAGCAACUGGCAGAUGAACUUCGUUCUGAUGUUAUUUUUCAUGUUUCAAGGACUGGUGGCCAUCUUGGAGCCAGCCUUGGUGUCAUUGAGCUUACUGUGGUCCUUCAUUAUGUUUUUGAUGCUCCUGAGGAUAAGAUACUAUGGGAUGUUGGCCAUCAGGCAUAUCCUCACAAGAUUCUUACUGGUAGAAGAAAUAAGAUGCCCACAUUGAGACAAACCAAUGGUCUCUCAGGUUUUACAAAACGUGCAGAGAGUGAAUAUGAUGCAUUUGGUGCCGGCCACAGCUCCACAAGUAUAUCUGCUGGACUAGGUAUGGCUGUUGGUCGUGACUUGAAAGGAAGGAAGAAUCAUGUGAUUUCUGUCAUAGGAGAUGGAGCCAUGACAGCAGGGCAAGCCUUUGAAGCUAUGAACAAUGCUGGAUAUUUGGACUCAAACAUGAUAGUUAUCUUGAAUGACAACAAACAAGUUUCCCUGCCAACAGCAAAUCUUGAUGGUCCUACACCUCCAGUUGGUGCCCUCAGCAGUGCACUUAGCAGGCUGCAAUCAAGUAGGCCUUUGCGUGAACUGAGGGAGGUUGCAAAGGGUGUUACCAAACAACUUGGUGGCCCAAUGCAUGAACUGGCAGCAAAAGUGGAUGAGUAUGCACGAGGUAUGAUAAGUGGUUCUCGUUCCACACUAUUUGAGGAGCUGGGACUUUAUUACAUAGGUCCAGUUGAUGGGCACAACAUUGAUGAUCUGAUCACUAUUCUCCGGGAAGUCAAAGCAACGCACACGACUGGUCCAGUGUUGAUUCAUAUAGUUACAGAGAAAGGCCGGGGUUACCCAUAUGCAGAACGUGCACCUGACAAGUACCAUGGUGUUGCCAAGUUUGAUCCUGCCACUGGCAAGCAAUUUAAGGGGAAGGCUGCUACACGACCCUAUACAACUUAUUUUGCUGAGGCCUUGAUUGCAGAAGCUGAAGUUGAUGAUAAUAUUGUAGGAAUUCAUGCUGCAAUGGGAGGUGGCACUGGGUUAAAUAUGUUUUUGAAGCGCUUUCCAACUAGAUGCUUUGAUGUUGGCAUAGCGGAACAACAUGCUGUGACAUUUGCCGCAGGGUUGGCAUGUGAAGGCCUGAAACCUUUCUGUGCUAUAUACUCUUCUUUUCUACAACGGGCCUAUGAUCAGGUUAUACAUGAUGUAGAUCUGCAGAAAUUGCCUGUCAGAUUUGCAAUGGAUAGAGCAGGGCUUGUUGGAGCAGAUGGCCCAACUCAUUGUGGAGCAUUUGAUGUGACUUAUUUGGCUUGUCUUCCAAACAUGGUAGUUAUGGCACCUUCUGAUGAGGCUGAAUUGUUUCACAUGGUAGCAACUGCAGCUGCUAUAGAUGAUCGGCCUAGUUGCUUCCGAUAUCCACGAGGCAAUGGAGUAGGUGUGCCAUUGCCACCUGGUAACAAAGGAGUACCAUUAGAGGUGGGGAAAGGUAGAAUUUUAGGAGAAGGUGAUCGAGUAGCACUUCUAGGUUAUGGUACUGUUGUUCAGAGUUGCCUUGCUGCCAGUGCUUUGUUGGAAGAGCAAGACAUAACAGUGACAGUUGCAGACGCUAGAUUUUGCAAACCACUUGAUCGUGAUCUAGUUCGAUCUCUUGCAAAAGAACAUGAAGUAUUAAUAACAGUUGAAGAAGGAACAAUAGGUGGUUUUGGAUCUCACGUUGCUCAGUUUUUAGCUCUAGAUGGACUCUUGGACGGGAAGCUCAAGUGGAGACCAAUAGUUCUUCCAGACCGCUACAUUGAGCAUGGAGCUCCGAUUGAUCAAAUGAUUGAAGCUGGGUUGACAUCGUCUCAUGUUGCAGCAUCUGUGUUGAAUAUUUUGGGGCGAACAAGAGACGCUCUACAAAUGAUGACUUGAGAAUGCUAUAUAUUUGGCAUCCCAGUUUGACCUUGAGAAAUUUGGAGCUGCUGUUCAUAGAAAUGCAUGCAGCAUCACAUAGGACUCGUUAAAACUAAUGUAAAGUAGUGUAUUUUGUCAAAAAAGUGUUGCCUGUUCUCUAUAUCAUUUGGAGGGCAACAAGUCCUUUUGGAAUGAACAUAGAUCGUCUACCAACUAUUUCUUGUCUCUUCUUGCGUGCUUGGGUGUCAGGUUUUUGAACAGUCUGCAAGAGAACUGUUCAUUGUAUUCUAGCCAAUUGCAUGUGAAUCUGUGUUAGCCAUAACAAAAGUUUCAACAUUAUGGAGAAGGUUAAAAACAUUGUUCUUGUAGUUGCAUAAAAGAUAAAACCGCACCAGCUUUUCUUUGA